This is a messenger RNA of Toxorhynchites rutilus septentrionalis, 2876 nucleotides long. Its product is annotated as paired box protein Pax-6-like. The transcript has 6 exons. NCBI's taxonomy places the organism in Eukaryota, Metazoa, Arthropoda, Insecta, Diptera, Culicidae. The coding region runs from base 1090 to 2694 and encodes 534 amino acids. Gene Ontology annotation, molecular function: DNA-binding transcription factor activity, RNA polymerase II-specific; RNA polymerase II cis-regulatory region sequence-specific DNA binding. The record is from RefSeq and is a predicted model, not a curated record. Gene Ontology annotation, biological process: anatomical structure development; regulation of transcription by RNA polymerase II.
CGCAAGAGCUGCUGUACUCUUUACCUGCCGUUCCGUCCGUUCGCGCGAGCCAUUGGUUCGAAAGUUUGUUGUUUCUGUGUAUUUUUUUUUUUGUUGUUCCUUCAUGGUCCUCGCUUUGGUCCGUGCGCUCUCUAUGCUCACAUCGUCAAGAUGCUACGCGGAAUCGCGGGUCACUAUCCGAAUCGUGGUGUCCGUUGUUGUUGUUGUUGUUGUGCCUGCUGCUGCUGAUGCUGUGACUUCGGAUGCGGUGUUAUCUUCGCCUAGACCUUCGUAACGGCGGGAGUGCGCGAAAUCUGGUACCAAUCCGUCAUGCCCAGCUAACCAAAAACCUGUUGUCUGUGAAAUAUUGGCCACACACUCGAGGUGAAGAACUCAUUGCUGCAGCGAAAAAAGUGAAAAACAUAUAUUUUCCGUGAGGAAGGAAUUUAACGGCGAUAAGUGAAUAAUCAAGUGCUGAUGAAGUGGAAGUUUUGUGAUAAUUAACCAGAAAUACGAUACCACGGGUACGAAGGGCACAGAGAAUCGUGCCGAAUAAAGCAACUUAAGGGUGAACAGAGGAAGCAGAAAAAAUAACAAAAGUGGUUCGAAAAAUUCCAAACCUCUCCGGGCUAAUUAACGAUCUCAAACAAAACACGUAGCGAACUUCUCGAGACCCGAGAAGUGGACCUGCCCGUAUACAGCUUGCCCUGCCCAAGUGUUACUUCUAUUUGUCUCUGAUCAACUUUUAAUUAAUUAAUUACGGUUCGCGCAGCCGUCGCAGCCGAGGUCCGAAGUGUCGCGCGGAUCUAUCCCUGAGUUAAUUACUCCCGUGACAGUGUUCCCCCUCGAGGGUUUGGAGUGUUUGUGUGCGUAUGUACGAGCUGUUCCGCUGGAAGAUAAUUGAACUCACGUUAGGGGUUGUCAGCUCACCCGCACUCCCUAUGACAAGUGUGUCUUUUGCUGUGCUACCGGCUUGGUGUAACUCCGUGUGAGCUUGGCAAACUUGAAAUUGAAAUCAGCAAAUCCGCCAAAAUCCAUCCAUCCAACAACGACGUUAGCGCUGCAGGUUCCGGCACCACGGCAACCACGGCACCCCACCCCGCUCCAUAUAUGAUGUUGAUUGGAUCCGCGAUCGGGAGUGAGUUCGCACAGCUGCCGACGAGUGGAGCCGCCCCGUGGAGUAUGGAACCGCCGAGGGUACCCGGAGGGUUACCCGGCCAGCAGCCGCCGCCACCGACAAUGCAGCUCUCACCGACUGUGGGCCUCUCGCCGAACCUCCCCUCGCCCGGUUCCGUCCAAUCGCCGACGAAUCUGUUCGGGGCGGCUGCGGCAGCAGCGGCCGCCGCCGGCAAUCCCGCCAAUGCCCAUGCCCUCGCCGGCCUGGUGUCCCAGCAUCGGUUGCUGGAGCUGUCCCGCUUCGGAUUGCGUGGUUAUGAUCUGGCCCAGCACAUGCUCACCCAACAGGGUGCCGUGUCGAAGCUGUUAGGUACCCUGCGACCACCCGGUCUGAUCGGUGGGUCUAAACCCAAAGUGGCGACACCGGCCGUCGUCUCCAAAAUCGAGCAGUACAAACGGGAGAACCCGACCAUCUUUGCCUGGGAAAUCCGGGAGCGUCUCAUCUCGGAGGGCGUCUGUACCAACGCGACCGCACCGUCGGUAUCCUCGAUCAACCGGAUUCUGCGUAACCGCGCGGCAGAACGGGCGGCGGCGGAAUUCGCUCGAGCCGCCGGUUACGGACUCUACCCACCGCCACCUUACGGAGGUUUCCCGUGGCCGACGCCAGCCCAUCUGUGGCCGGGACAAUCGAUGCAGGGCAUGACACCACCGGGCAGUAGCAGCAAUUCGACUCCGGCAACGAUCGGAUCGCCCGGAUCCGGUUCGCACGACACGCUCGGAAGUCCGGAUGGGAACCGACUGAUUGGUGAGUUUGAUAUUGAGGGUGAAGACUCGAACAGCCUGGACGGAGAUCAACCAAAGUUUAGACGGAAUAGGACCACCUUCACCCCCGAGCAGCUCGAGGAGCUGGAGAAGGAGUUCGACAAGUCCCACUAUCCGUGUGUCAGCACGAGGGAGCGUCUGGCGUCGAGGACCUCGCUGAGUGAAGCCCGCGUUCAGGUUUGGUUUUCCAACAGACGGGCGAAAUGGCGACGUCAUCAAAGAAUGAAUCUUUUAAAAAGGUCCGGUUCCCCGAGUUCCCGAGCGGCAGCAGCAGCGGCGGCGGCGGCGGCAAGUUCCGCUUUCACCCCUGGCUCCCCACCACCGCCGGGAUCCACGGGAUCCACCUCGGCCACAGCGGUGCACCACCUGUCGGGCCUCACGGGAGCCCACCACCAAAACCAGUCAACCUCGCCGGCGGGUCUGGGAGCGGGAGCAUCCCCCCAGGCCCAAGCGGCGGCAGCGGCAGUAGCGGCAGCUCAAGCGGCAUCAUUAGUCACAGCAUCAACUCCAUUAUUAAUGGGCGGUGAGCAUAGUGCGUUCCGGUCCCUCGUACCCACAUCCGCGGCGGCACUCUUCGCCGGCCUAUCCCGCUCGUAUGCCGCCACCGCGGCUAGCUGUUCCUCGAACCCCUCGGCUAGUCCUGUGCCCAGCGAUUCGGACGAGGAAAUUAACGUACACGACGACGACGACGACACGGACAUCGAGGUGUCGAGCAGGAAUGGCGAAAGCUCCACCACGACCACACCCCUGCAGCUCACCAAACACGAACGGCAUUAAGGACCGGUAGUACUCAGCACUAAAACAAUUAUGUAAAUACUACGAUAUAUUCCACCCACAUCCCUAGAGCGCGCGUGCAACACUAACUAACGGUGCAAUUUAGAUAUCUUUCACUCAACCUUCCGUUUCCCCCUCGUUAUUCCGACCCUAGCCGCUCUGGUCGAAAGAUGGCCGCUGGUCGA